This is a messenger RNA of Gasterosteus aculeatus aculeatus (three-spined stickleback), 2318 nucleotides long. It is a transcript of the gene sparta, whose product is annotated as spartin a. NCBI's taxonomy places the organism in Eukaryota, Metazoa, Chordata, Actinopteri, Perciformes, Gasterosteidae. Gene Ontology annotation, biological process: negative regulation of BMP signaling pathway; cell division. Gene Ontology annotation, cellular component: plasma membrane. The record is from RefSeq and is a predicted model, not a curated record.
CGCUUGUAUAAAACAGCUGGGAGGUGCGCUGAAUGAACUCAGACCGUGAAGUGCACACUCAUUGAUACAUGCCAGCCUUCUCCUGCCUAUUAUAGUACCGACGACCUUCGGUGAAGUAACAACGAGACACUUUGAAACCACUUUUUUUUGUUCUUUUGUGAUUUUAUUUCCCAAAACUGAACUUCAAAUUAAGCUUCUGUAUCCCGUCUCCUUGUCAGCAUGACUGAGCCUGCUGAGCUGCUGCUCAUCAAGGACCAGUACGAGUUGGCGUUUCAUUCUCUGAGCCGAGGCCUGGCGGCCGAGGAGGCCGGCAAAAGAGAAGAGGCCCUGAUGUUUUACAGGAAAGGUCAACAGCACCUUACCCAAGGAAUGGAAGUCCCCACCGGGGGAGAGAGGCACCUGGGAGCGGUCUGGGACACAGCCAGGGGUCUUCAGCAGAGGAUGAGGGACACUCUGAGGACUGUCAACACCCACCUCUCUGACCCAGAGGCCUCUCAGCUGACAAAAGGAUGCCAGCGGGGGCGCCUGCUGAUGAAUCUACCUCCCAACCUGUACCCGGACCUGACGCCAUGCCGCCAGCCUCCACAGAGCUCCCUCAAUCACCUGUACCCGACGGUGGCUGCCGCCACCCAGGACGCAGCCCUAACGCUCCAGCCCAGUCUUCCUUCCUGUGCCCGGCUGCAAACCCUCCCCGCCGCGACCCACCCGGGGGAUCAGCCUCCGGCGUACACGCCACAGCCAACUGUCGGCCACCGCAGUCUGUCUUACGCUCCUGCUGAAGGUGGGCUCAGGCCAGGGAAGCAGGCAGCUGCAGCAGGAGGUGGAGGAGAUGGAAACGAGCUGCUGCACGUCCCCUCUGGGGUGCAGAUGUUUUUCGUGGCGCCGAGCGGGCAGGUCAGCUCCCUGUCUCAUCCAGGUUACCUUCGCAUCGUUCAACUUGACAGUGAGCACAAGGGUUCCACCGCUGGGAAAGCCUCAACAUUUCUACAGGUGUGUGACUGUCUCUUCCUGCUGGAAGCAGGCACUCCAGUGCUGUUGGCUAACUCCGGCAUCUUCAUGUUCCGGGACACCUUGUCAGAGACGCCAGGGUCCUACGUGGGCAUAGUGCUGUCCUCAGAGCUGCCUCCUGUACAUGGGGAGACGUUUCAGGCUCUUCUCUCGCAGCUGGCUAACCUCAGGGUUCAGGGUCCAGAGGGAGAAGGGUCAGAUGUCAUGAACCUGAGUGACAAAAUCCCCCUCGGUCCAAUGAAAGAGCAUGAAGGACUCACAGUGCCGACAGGGAAGAAGGAGAAACCGCCACUUCCUGGGUGGAGUGAGAAGAUGGCGCAAGGAAUCUUGACAGGAGCUACGCGGUUGAGUGUCGGGUUCGCUAAAGGAGCAGAGGCCACUGGUAGGGCCAUUAAUAAAGGAGCAGCCAAGUUGCGGGAGCACAUCACGCCUGAGGAAACUCCUUCAGAGGUCAGCCCCCAUGUCACCAAAAGUCUGGAAGCGGCUAGACAGGCCACGGGGGGGGCCGUCCGAGUCAGCCAGUUCAUAGUUAAUGGAGUGAGUACUGUGGCAGGACUCGUGGCUGAAAAGAUGGCUCCUCAUGUGAAGAAACAGGGCUCGAAGCUGGUCCCAGAGUCUAUGAAGACGAGUAAAGAUGGCGGGCCUUCCAGCUGGGAUGGAGCCAAGUUUGUGGCCAUCAGCAGUGUACAUGGUCUUUCUACUGUUUGGUCCAGUCUGGAGACGGGUGCAAAGCUUGUUGGCAAAAGUGUCACAGCAGAGACUGUCACGACGGUGACGCACAAAUUUAAGGGCUUAGAAAAUGUAUUAAAAAUGUCCAGCAACAUAUGACUGCACGGGGAAUAAAGUCAAAGACUGAUCAACUCUUUCACGAACUGUACACUUUCAUUAACUCACAAACUAACCCUGAGAGACAUAUUCCCAAUCCAACGCAAGAGCUAACACAGAAUGGAAACGUCAUUUUACUCAUUCAUGUCUAGACCAAUAAACUGUGUUUUGGGCUCUUUUCUGACUUGAUGUAGUUUAAAGUUCUUGUUCUGUUUGUGUCUUUCUGGGUUUGCUAACUGCAGCUAAAUGUCAGCUUGUGUUUGGUGGUGCCGCCCUUGCUGUACUUUCUCUGGCCCCUCUUUCUGGUUUGUUACUAAUAAAACUACUACAAACUAAAAUGUGACUCUUUUUCUCGGCUACCGUGUUGACGCUAAUGAAAGCCGCGCCAACCUCCACAUUCUCCCAGCGUUUUAAUUCUGUGCAGGGCCUCACUUAUUUCGAUGCACACCAACCCGCUCCUCCCUAACUGCGCCGUGUUGUUUGUG